Closterium sp. NIES-65 is the source of this 1206-nucleotide messenger RNA. NCBI's taxonomy places the organism in Eukaryota, Viridiplantae, Streptophyta, Zygnematophyceae, Desmidiales, Closteriaceae. The record is from the annotation of a GenBank genome assembly.
AUGGACGUGGACGGGGACGUGGACGUGGACGUGGACAUGGACGUGGACGUGGACGUGGAUGUGGUCGUGGACGUGGACGUGGACGUGUAUGUGGUCGUGGACGUGGACGUGGACGUGGACGUGGACCUGGACGUGGAUGUGGACGUGGACGUGGACGUGGACUUGAACGUGGACGUGGACGUGGACGUGGACGUCGACGUGGACAUGGACGUGGACGUCGAAGUGGACGUGGACGUGGACGUGGACGUGGACGUGGACGUGGACGUGGACGUGGACGUGGACAUGGACGUGGACGUGGACGUGGACGUGGACGUGGACGUGGACAUGGACGUGGACGUGGACGUGGACGUAGACGUGGACGUGGACAUGGACGUGGACGUGGACGUGGACGUCGAAGUGGACGUGGACGUGGACAUGGACGUGGACGUGGACGUGGAUGUGGACGUGGACUUGGACGUGGACGUGGACGUGGAGGUGGACGUGGACGUGGACAUGGACGUGGACAUGGACGAGGACGUGGACGUGGAUGUGGACGUGGACAUGGACAUGGACGUGGACGUGAACGUGGACGUGGACGUGGACAUGAACGUGGACAUGGACGUGGACAUGGACGUGGACGUGGACGUGGACGUGGUCGUGGACGUGGACGUGGACGUGGACGUGGACGUGGACAUGGACGUGGACGUGGACGUGGACGUGGACGUGGACAUGGACGUGGACGUGGACCUGGACGUGGACGUGGACGUGGACCUGGACGUGGUCGUGGACGUGGACGUGGACGUGGACGUGGACCUGGACGUGGACGUGGACAUGGACGUCGACGUGGACGUCGACGUGGACAUGGACGUCGACGUGGACGUGGACGUAGACGUGGACAUGGACGUGGACGUGGACAUGGACGUGGACGUGGUCGUGGACGUGGACGUGGACAUCGACGUGGACGUGGACGUGGACGUGGACGUGGACAUGGUCGUGGACUUGGACGUGGAGGUGGACGUGGACGUGGACAUGGACGUGGAUGUGGACAUGGAUGUGGACGUGGACAGGGACGUGGACGUGGACGUUGACGUGGACAUGGACGUGGACGUGGACAUGGACGUGGACGUGGACGUGGACAUGGACGUGGACAUGGACAUGGACGUGGACAUGGACAUGGACGUGGACAUGGACGUGGACACGUGGACGUGGACGUGGACGUGGACGUAG